UAAAUCAUGGGAUGAAGACCACGCCCCAAAACAACCUCUCUGUCCGGAACAUCGGAGGAUGCAGUAAAGAGAACUAUGGAUUCCAGUGGAGACACAGCUAAAGCUGUCGAUAUUUACCGUGACACGUGGGUUCGUUUCCUUGGAUAUGCCAAUGAAGUUGGGGAAGCCUUCCGUGCUCUGGUGCCAGUGAGUUUUGUAUGGGGCAGCUAUGCUGUGGCCACUGCGUACGUCACUGCUGAUGCUGUGGAUAAAGGGAAGAAAGCAGCUAUUGCACAUGGGGACAACCCAGGGAAGACGACCCGAGUAGCUGUUGCAGUUGUGGACACUUUUGUGUGGCAGGCGCUGGCCUCUGUGAUCAUCCCCGGCUUCACCAUUAACCGCGUCUGUGCGGCUUCUCUGUACCUGUUGGGAAAAAGCACAAGAUGGCCCUUACCAGCUCGGAAGUGGACCACAACGGCCAUAGGACUCUCCACAAUCCCUUUCAUUAUUACCCCAAUCGACAGGUCAGUGGAUUUCCUGCUGGACUCCAGCCUAAGGAAGGUCUACAAUGAGGGGAAGAAGCAUGACUAACAGUCAUGCAGUGCAGACUGUCCCCAUUUGGAGUGAAACCAGCGCAGUCUGUAAACCUGCAACACCAUAGAGCGAGAUUCUGCGCAUACUUAAUAAUGUCUACAACUAUAUUUUAUAUUCCAAAUUAGAAAUAUUUUUUCUCAACGCAUAAGUAUUUAAAGGGGAAUUCUUCUGUACAGAAGAUCCACCCGGGGGCGCUGUAUUUUCUCGUUUACUGAAAUGAGUUUCCUCAUCAAAAAGAGAUUAAAAUGACGAUGUCAUGGUUGACCCAGAGAAGCUCCGCCCCUUCGUCCUGGUUUAACUAUCCUGAUGUAUGUUUUGGUUUGGUGAUGUUCUGCUCUUACAUUUAUAGUACAGUAUGAUGCAGUUGUUUUUGUCUUCCACUGUAAGCAGCACAGCUGAUAAUGACAGGUUUUCCUGCAGUGCCUCACACUGAGCUUUAAUCGAGCUUUUCUGAGUCUAACCAGUCGUGACAACACAAACAUAGACAUGUCUCAGAGAGUGUCACACUUUUUAACAGGAAAAAAAGAUACCAGCAGUUGCUAUUUCUUUAUUUUGAUGACAACUUUUAUUUAAAAAAAAUCUUUAUUUAAUUUUUUCCCCAAAAAGAAUAAGAAUGAUUUUUUGAGGCAAAAAUUGAAUUUGUUUUGUCACAGUUGCACCAAACUGCACUUCACUGUACCGUACUGUACGGUGAAAGGAAGAGCUGCUGCUGCUGCUGGGAUCCUUUCAGGCCACAGCUGGAUGUCUGGAGUUGGGAGCACCGCUUCAUGUCUAGCGGUCACGGUUGUUACCUGGAGCAGAACUCUGUGUUUUUAUUAGCCAUGUUCACUAAUGUUACUGUAACUGCAUGCAAAAAAAAAAAAACAGUUCUCUAUUUAGUCACUUGCCUUUAAAAGCUUUAAUUUUUCAUUUUUAAAUACCAUUUUGUAUUGGUUUGAACAGGGAAAUAACUUCUUUAUUUUGGGAAACAACAUUUUAUGCACUUUUUGCAUCAUACAUAAGGGUGCUUUAGUUUACAAGAGUUUAGACGAUUUUAUUGACUUUAUGGGAUCAGUGAAUGCUUUACUGCAAUGUAUUGUUCACAUUAAUGCAAUGUAAACAAUUGGAAAUAUAAAAGAAAAUUAAGUGACAAAAGAACAAAUAUAUAUUACAUAUAUGUUGUGGCUUAUAGUCAUAACAAAGGUGUCUUUUAGGUUGACAUUGAAUUUACAUCUUUUUGUUAAUGCACACUGACUUUAGUGGUGAACUUUUUUUUGAAAAGGUCAAUUCAAUAUCUAUGCACACAUUUAAUUUAACAAGGACAUCAGAUAUUGUGUUCAUGUAAAAAGUCCAGUCGGCUUCUGAAAAAUGCUAAAUGAGCUCAACAUUGUAGGUCUGACCCCUAUGAAAAAUUCUGUUUGUAGCAAAAGGUUUGCAGUAUUGCUAAAAGAAAAAGACAAAUUCAUGUGCAGUAACUGACGCCACUGUGAAACACUUUGAAGGUCAUUUUUCAUGUUUUGUGCCAGUUUAUAGAUUAUUUCAACAAAGACUUUCUGUUAUAUUUUUUUUGUUUUAACUUUUUCUGUCAUUGAAAAGGUGCUGAAUAAAAGCCUUUUUAAAACUGAA
Molecule: messenger RNA, 2178 nt
Organism: Oryzias latipes (Japanese medaka)
Lineage: Eukaryota; Metazoa; Chordata; Actinopteri; Beloniformes; Adrianichthyidae
Gene: mtfp1
Product: mitochondrial fission process 1
Biological process (GO): mitochondrial fission
Cellular component (GO): mitochondrion
Source: RefSeq, a predicted model, not a curated record